GGGUAAUUAGAAAAAUAGAAGAGAAGUUGGACAUCCAUUGAAUGUUGGUACCAAAUAAUUAUUUAAAAAAUGGAUUUGGAGGUUAAGUGGAAGAUAGCAACAAAGCAAUCUGCAAUAAAGAAGAGCAGUAUUGCGAUGUGGUUAACGGUGAAGCCACAACUAUGGUUAUCUUUCUCACCAUCAACACUCCCCGAGCGAAGAAGGACGAGUAUCAUUCUCAACAAUACUAAUUCUAAUUCUAAUUCUAAUAAUAAUAGUAACAACAACUCUUCUUAUCCACCAAUGCUUAAAAAGAGGAAUAGUUAUCGGAAACUUUAUCCCGGAGAAACCACCGGUAUCACUGAAGAGAUGAGAUUCGUCGCCAUGCGACUCCGUAACGACAAACUCGCUGUUCCCACUCCUUCCAUACACGGAGGAGACCAAUCCAUACCUGACACGUGGCGUCCUUCCAUGGAAGGCUUCCUUCGAUUCUUGGUCGAUAACAAACUCGUUUUCACCACACUCGAACGCAUGAUCGACGAUUCCGAUAACGUUUCUUAUGCGUACUUGAGGAAAACUGGAUUGGAAAGAUCAGAAGAGCUUUGUAAAGAUCUAGAAUGGUUGAAGGAAGAAGGUGUUGAGAUUCCGAAUCCAAGUUCUCCUGGAGUUACAUAUGCAAAAUAUUUGGAGGAGCUUGCGGAAACUAGUGCACCUUUGUUUCUCUCCCAUUUCUACAAUAUCCAUUUUUCUCAUAUUGCUGCUGGCCAGGUUAUUACAAACCAGGUUUCUGAAAAGCUUCUGGAAGGUAAGGAACUGGAGUUCUGCAAAUGGGGAGGAGACGAACAGGAAAUGCUGAAAGAUGUACGCGAAAAGCUUAACGUGUUAGCAGAGCAUUGGUCUCGGGAAGAAAAAAAUAAAUGUUUAAAAGAAACAAAAAAGUCAUUCCAAUUUAUGGGACAGAUUGUACGUCUGAUCAUCUUAUGAAGAGGCGGGUUGGUUCUUUGUUUUUUUUUUUUGUCAAUAGCACUGACUUUUUUAUGGUAAGCCUUCUAAAAUUUUUAAUCAUCCUUUUAACUUUAAAUUGGUACUUUUAAUUGAUAGAGGAUCAAGAAGGGUCAUCCCAAAUGCUUUAUGCAUCGAGGAUAAUGUAUUAUUCCAUCCUUAAGCAAUAUAUAUAAUCUUCCCCCCCUCCUGUUAUGCUUAAACCGAAAAGUGAUACAUUUCAUGCUUCACUAUGUGCUACUGCUCCCAAUUGUGUCAUUUCUUACAUUUGGUUGCAUUUUGUUUUUUUGGUCCAGCAUUUCACUGCAAUUGCAAUUUUAAAUUGUGUGGUGGUUCAACCGGAAUAUCAGUCCAGCCUAAAUAGUCAAGGCAUGUUGCUGUGUAGGAAAGUCAGUAGUUUGAGGGUGUUAACUGUAGCUUGGUAACCAUUUUUGUUGCGGCAAAUAGUACUGUUGCCAGGGCCAGGUUACAUCUGUUAUGGGUUUGCCAAUCCUUAUUGAUAUGGAUUUUAACGGUAUAGCCUGGGAAAUGACAAUAUCUUUUCAUUAGAGAUGUGGCUUUAGCUGGAACCAUUUCAAGAUCAUGAGUUCUGAAAUAAUAAUCACCAUAAUGUUUCAGUAUCACUGAAGAUUUCUUUCUAAUCGUGGCCAUUGUUUCCUACUUGCAUUCUCUUUUGUGGCUAUUAAUACUUUUGAGAUCACCACUUGAAGAACUCUUUGUAAUAUGAAUGUUCUUGAGUAAUGUUUCAGACAUUCCUUUCUCUCUCGUUGGAUUGGGAUUUUGGGAAUCCACGACAAAUUUAUAUGUAAUUUAUAAAUAUGUAUGGGCUCUGUAUUUUCCAUUGUAUAAACAGCACCUCAGUCUUUAAUCUGAUUUCUGUAUCAUUGUGCUCUACGGUGACAUUGAACAAUUUGAUAGUGAAUCUUCUAAAGUGGAAUAUAACGGUUUCAUAAUUUGUUCCA
Molecule: messenger RNA, 1943 nt
Organism: Cicer arietinum (chickpea)
Lineage: Eukaryota; Viridiplantae; Streptophyta; Magnoliopsida; Fabales; Fabaceae
Product: probable inactive heme oxygenase 2, chloroplastic
Biological process (GO): phytochromobilin biosynthetic process; heme oxidation
Molecular function (GO): heme oxygenase (decyclizing) activity
Source: RefSeq, a predicted model, not a curated record